This is a messenger RNA of Didymodactylos carnosus, 1950 nucleotides long. NCBI's taxonomy places the organism in Eukaryota, Metazoa, Rotifera, Eurotatoria, Philodinida, Philodinidae. The record is from the annotation of a GenBank genome assembly.
AUGACUAAUCUGCUUUUUCAUUUUGAGCUCAAUGGUGAUUAUAAUCAUCAUCCAAUAAUUUAUCCUGCUUAUGUAGCAAAAGAUGAUCAAUGGCAUGAGCCAAUCACCGUACCUUACUAUAAUUUGACACAAAAUAAUUUUACAGUUACUCUGGCUCGCCGUGGUGCAAAAAUUCAUGAUAUUCUUAUUCCAAAUAAUUCAAAUGGUCACAAUGGUGGUUAUCGAUCAAUUAUUUUACAUUUCAAUAAUAAUGAAACAUUGAACCCAUUUGGUUCUGUUCGCUUUGAUCCCGAAUUUGUCAGUAACGGUGUUGAUAAAUUACCAUCGGAUUAUCCAUUUUUCAAUUCAAAUGAACAAAAUUGGAUAAUACAUGUUGACCAAGAAAAUCCAAAUCGUGUUCGAUUUGUUUAUCCAAAACAACGUCAAGCCGAAGUAAUUUACGAACUAUUGCCAAAUAAUGAACUAGUUAUUACCUAUAUAGCUUAUCCAAUGAAAGAUAAUCGUGAAAUGUUGGUUGAUAUGACAAAUUAUGUUUUUUUUAAUUUACGUGGUUAUGGUGAUAUAAAAACUCAUCAAAUAAAAGUAAAUGCGAAUCGCGUUGCAAAUCCAAAACAAUAUGCUAAUGAUACGGGAGAUAAACGAUUUAGAUCAGUACCAAUUAAUCCUGAACAAGCAGUGAAUGAAACAAAAACUUUCUAUUUUAUUAAUCGUUAUGGAAUUGGAAAAAAUUUCAUCGCUGAAUUAAGUGAAAAAGAAACAGGAAUACAUCUAAGAAUAUUUGGUGAUCAAGCCGGUGUGUACAUUGAUCCAUUAAUGGAAUUCGCAGAACAAAUAAAUGGCACAACUUUUAUACGAAAUAGUAUUUCAAUUCGUCCAAGACAAUCUCCAAUUCAUCAGUAUGAUAUACGAAUGCCCUUAUCACCAGAAAAAUUAGCUGCAUGGAAGGAUUUGAGAGGAAAUUUUUCAAUGAACCCAACGUAUGUAGAUUUAGUCACUGGGUUAUGGAAUACAAUGGCAUGGUAUUAUGCACCACAUAUGUGGACGAAUUAUACUUUUCCGCAAUCAUUCGUUGACGAUUUUACACAACAUUUUUACUUUCCAUUACAUGAAAUAACUUACAUUAUUUACGUUGCCAUUUUCAUAACAUUACUACGAUCUGCAUUUGAAUCUUACAUAUGCAAGCCAUUAGUCAAUUGGUUAGCUCUUACAAAAUUAAAUAAACUUAAAUUUCCCGAAUCAGCAUGGAAAUGUUUAUUGUAUACAAUUACAUGGUCUUAUUGUGUUUAUUUAUUAACUCGACGAUAUAAUUACUUCCACGAACCAUAUUUAAUAUGGGAUGACUGGGGUGCAGGAAUGCCUGUACCAGUGGAUAUUAAAAUAAUGUAUUUUGUACAGUGUGGGUUCUAUUUACAUUCUGUUUAUGCUACGUUAUAUAUGGAUUAUAAACGUCGAGAUUUUUAUGUUAUGCUUUUACAUCAUGUUCUCACAAUGACAUUGAUAUUUGUUUCUUAUGCUACACGUUAUCAUAAAGUUGGUUUGUUGGUGCUGUUUGCCCAUGAUAUAACCGAUAUCUGGUUGGAAUUAACAAAACUUUUACAUUACUUGAGUCGUCAAAACGGUAAAGAUUGUCCAAACUGGGAAUUAGCAGCAACAUGUACUUUUAUUAUGUUUACAAUUUGUUGGCUCUUAUUUCGUUUAUAUUGGUUUCCAUUAAAAGUUUUGUAUUCAACUGGUGUUGUUACUGCAUACCGUGCCUAUGAUAAAGGUUGUGGUUUAUAUGCAUUUUUCAAUUCUUUAUUAUGGAUAUUACUUGGAUUAAAUAUUUAUUGGCUUUUUUUCAUUUGCCAAUUUCUUUAUCGAGUGUGUGUAGGACAGUUGAAGACUUUACAUGACACACGCGAAGAAGAAGACGAAGAUGAACACAUUGAAGAAAAACCAGUUACAGCGUGA